UCAUGUCCCCUCCCCCCAGGCGGUCCUCGGAGUGCAGCUGGUGGUGACCCUGCUCACUGCCACCCUCAUGCACAGGCUGGCGCCGCACUGCUCCUUCGCGCGCUGGCUGCUCUGCAACGGCAGUCUGUUUCGGUACAAGCACCCGUCGGAGGAGGAGCUUCGGGCCCUGGCAGGGAAACAGAGGCCCAGAGGCAGGAAGGAGCGGUGGGUCAAUGGCCUUAGUGAUGAGAAGCCACUGUCUGUGCCCCGAGACACCCCAUUCCAGCUGGAAACCUGCCCCCUCACAACCGUGGAUGCUCUAGUCCUCCGCUUCUUCCUGGAGUACCAGUGGUUUGUGGACUUCGCCGUGUACUCGGGUGGUGUGUACCUCUUCACAGAGGCCUACUACUACGUGCUGGGCCCAGCAAAGGAGACCAACAUUGCCGUGUUCUGGUGCCUGCUUGCUGUGGCCUUCUCCAUCAAGGUGUUCCUGACUGUGACCCGACUGUACUUCAGCGCGGAGGAGGGGGGCGAGCGCUCCGUCUGCCUGACCUUCGCCUUCCUCUUCCUGCUGCUGGCCAUGCUGGUGCAGGUGGUGCGGGAGGAGACCCUUGAGCUGGGCCUCGAGCCAGGCUUGGCAAGCAUGACCCAGAACUUGGAGCCAUUUCUGAAGAAGCAGGGCUGGGACUGGGCGCUGCCUCUGGCCAAGCUGGCCAUCCGCGUGGGGCUGGCGGUGGUGGGCUCCAUGCUGGGCGCCUUCCUCACCUUCCCGGGCCUGCGGCUGGCCCAGACCCACCGCGAUGCGUUGACCAUGUCAGAGGACCGGCCCAUGCUGCAGUUCCUCCUGCACACCAGCUUCCUGUCACCCCUGUUCAUCCUGUGGCUCUGGACAAAGCCCAUUGCACGGGACUUCCUGCAACAGGCGCCCGUUGGAGGAACACCCUUCUCCCUGCUGUCAGACUCGGCCUUCGACUCGAUGCGCCUCUGGGUGCUGGUGGCCCUGUGCCUGCUGCGGCUGGCGGUGACCCGGCCCCACCUGCAGGCCUACCUGUGCCUGGCCAAGGCCCGCGUGGAGCAGCUGCGGAGGGAGGCUGGCCGCAUUGAGGCCCGCGAGAUCCAGCGGCGGGUGGUCCGGGUCUACUGUUACGUGACGGUGGUAAGCUUGCAGUACCUCACACCGCUCAUCCUCACCCUCAACUGCACACUGCUGCUCAAGACGCUGGGUGGCUACUCCUGGGGCCUGGGCCCUGCAACUCCACUGUCCCCCGGUCCGUCCUCAGCCAGCGCUGUCCCGGUCGGCCCCGGGGAGGAUGAAGCCCAGCAGACGGCGGCCCGCAUCGCUGGGGCCCUGGGCGGCUUGCUCACGCCUCUGUUCCUCCGUGGUGUCCUGGCCUACCUCGUCUGGUGGACGGCCGCCUGCCAGCUUCUCUCCAGCCUCUUCGGCCUCUACUUCCACCAGCACUUGGCGGGCUCCUAGCUGCCUGCGGACCCUCCUGGGGCCCUGAGGUCUGGUCCUGGGCCGGUGGGACACAAGCCAGCCCCUCUGUGUGUGCCUUAGUGUCCGCAGCUGCAAGAUGGGGCUGGGACUCCCCACCGUCCCCUUCACCGCAGUGCCUGAGCCGCGGCCCCACUCGGACUUUGUGCGUCCGCCUGGAAACUCUCUCCUGGGCCCGGCGGCAGGAGGGUCUGGAGCCAUUGUUGCUGAAGUGCGUGUGCUGAGUUUGAGUUGGGGGUGGGACUGCUCUUCUGAAUAAAUAAAGGAGCAGGCGGAUUUUUA
Messenger RNA from Propithecus coquereli (Coquerel's sifaka), 1756 nucleotides. It is a transcript of the gene TMEM161A, whose product is annotated as transmembrane protein 161A. The record is from RefSeq and is a predicted model, not a curated record. Lineage: Eukaryota; Metazoa; Chordata; Mammalia; Primates; Indriidae. The transcript is spliced from 11 exons. The coding region runs from base 68 to 1456 and encodes 462 amino acids.